AGGCUAGGAGCUUGAGCCAGACAGAUGGUAUUCCCUUUUCGUCACUUUUUCACCCGCAACGGGUCCUCUCGAGAUCUCCAUCUCCCCACUGCCCGGCUGCCUCCAAUGGAGAUAGAGAGCUCGGAAGAGGCCUUACUGUCUUCCGAGAGGAUGCCUGCAGCCCGAGCCCAUCUUAUCAUUCCGGAUGACCUCGAGGAGCAGCAGGACCUCCUCAGCGAAGACGGAGGAUGCGAGUCAUUCUUCAACCGUUCUAUACCGCUCAUAUAUCGUCCCCCAGUUUGGUCGUUCGGAGUAGUUUUGCCAGUUUUUUACUUUGGGUAUGCUUCAGCAGCAAGCGUCCAUAUGGGUACGAACCCUAAGGGAAUAUCUCCUCACGCCUUCGAUGCACUGCUGUCUCUACUACUAGGCAUAAGCCUUUACUCGGCAGGGAAGGUGAAAGAGAGGCUCACGACCAUCGGCACUUGGAUGCUCUUCGCCAUCUUGUCCAUACUCAGCACUAUAUCGUGUACGCUGUACCAAGAGAUAGUCGGCACUCACAUGACGCUGUCAAUCAAGAGCAUAGCCAAUUGGGGGCUACUACAGUGGAUUGCCGCGAGCAUACUUUUAUCAGCUGCAAUAUGGUGCCUCUGGUCACACAUACUCUUUGCCUUCCGUGGUGGCUACCUCGGACAAUUCGUAAUAGGUGUCACAGGAGGGUUGAUAGCCAUUACGUUCCUUACCUUCGUCGCCGAGCCGACGUCGGACGGACUUCAUCUGCAUCAUUGGUUCACAGCUUACCUGAUGGCUAUGAUUUGUCGAGAGCCCCGUAGUCGUAUGAGCUUUGCCUGGCAGUCAUUGUUCGUGGGCAUCUGGCUGCAUGGUGCCAGCGUAUGGGGAGUCGAUAGCAUGUGGAAUAAGCGUCCACCCUGGCCCCCCUGGUCUGCUUCUCCAGUCAACAUUACAGGUGUGCCUCCGUCACGGGCCCCUUUCAUUACGUAAGCGUCGAGAGAUAUCUGCUGUUUGAGCCGUGGUAGACGCAAAGUUUUUAUGCUCUCAUUGCACUGCUCACUGAUA
Perkinsus marinus ATCC 50983 is the source of this 1053-nucleotide messenger RNA. RefSeq lists its product as hypothetical. The transcript is spliced from 8 exons. Bases 25 to 978 code for a protein of 317 amino acids. NCBI's taxonomy places the organism in Eukaryota, Perkinsozoa, Perkinsida, Perkinsidae. The record is from RefSeq and is a predicted model, not a curated record.